GUCGAUAGUCAGCUGGUAUCGAUCACUUGUUUACAAGUGCUUUUCGCAAUGUUUAAAACGUAAGCAAUCCGCGUAAAAACUAGGAUUAGCCAACUUGGGAGCGAGGAACUGGAAAAUGAGGAGCGAGCGUAGUUGAAGGAACCACCCAGCCUACCACCCACAACGUCCACCCACUCCGAAGGUCAAAUGCUGCCCACUUACGAGCGUUUCAGUGAUCCCAAAAGCGUCCUUUUCCGACUUCCCUUCGCAAGAUUGGCAGUGGUGGCUCUCAGCCUGCCCCUCGGAGGAUUCUUCUUCUGCGUGAUUUGGUCGCUGACCUUCGACUUCGUCAGGAGCACCUACACCCACUGCGAUGUGACCAACUAUCUGCCCUCCGUCUCGGCGGCCAUUGGAAACUACGAGCCCCAGAAAACCGUUUGGAGGCUGGCCAUCUUCCUGCAUUUACCACUCCGCCUGGCGGUGGCGAAAAUCUACUUGGAACACUACCGGGAGCACAUCCGCCGGAGCAGAAGGUUGCUGGGCAUCCUGGCCUGCUUCCUGAACGUCGUGGAGGAUCUGGCCCUCUUCUGCCUAUCGUUCUGGACCUCUGCGGAUCACUAUGAGACCCACAGGAACGCCUUUGUGGUGUUUAUCGCCUGCUCGGAGUGCUACAUGCUGAUGUCCUACCUGCUAAACAGGAAUAUCCGGAAGACCGUGCUCUUGCCGCACGAGGAGAAGUCGCUGCGGUACAAGAGGAACCUCUUCCUGGUGAAUGUGGUGGCCUUCGGGCUGGCGGGAUACUGCUUCGUGCGGCACAACUCGCAUUGCGAGGCGGGAGUGUACACCUUCUUCGCCUUGUUCGAGUACAUCGUGGUGCUGACCAACAUGGGCUUCCACAUGACCUCCUACUGGGACUUCUACGCCCUCAACGUGGUCUGCGAUGCCAAGCACGGCCUUUACCUUUCGCAAAUCUAGACAAAUUCAAUCAAUCCCCGCCAGCGCCGCCACAUCAUCCAGCCAAUCGUCCCCGGCUAUUCUGUACAUACGCGGUAUUAGCUUAAGCUCAAGGUUUACUUAAUUUUACCAGAAGGGAGCUGAAUCCGAGGGAUUCCGACAGGAAACGAUUCAGUAUGACCGGAUCUGAUGCAUACACACGCUUUUAGUUAGGGCUUUAUCACGAUUUUAUUUAAGAUUAAAAUGUCUGAAGGAUUUAGGUAAAUUCGAAACGAGUUCCACGAUUAUGUAACGCAUUAUUUAUACGUCCUCUUAAGACCAGGCUUUAAUAAGGUUAUAUUUAUACACACUCGAUUUGCAAUUGGCCUUAUGGCUCUAGUAUUUCGUAAGCAUAAAAUUGUAUUUAUUUGAAUUCCAAUCAAUGCCGAUUUUAAAAUUUUUUAUAAUAAAAUAACUCCGCGAUUUUUAAAUUA
Messenger RNA from Drosophila biarmipes, 1406 nucleotides. RefSeq names its product post-GPI attachment to proteins factor 2 (gene PGAP2). The transcript has 2 exons. The record is from RefSeq and is a predicted model, not a curated record. Lineage: Eukaryota; Metazoa; Arthropoda; Insecta; Diptera; Drosophilidae. Gene Ontology annotation, biological process: GPI anchor biosynthetic process. Gene Ontology annotation, cellular component: endoplasmic reticulum membrane; Golgi membrane. Bases 187 to 954 code for a protein of 255 amino acids.